Messenger RNA from Triticum dicoccoides, 763 nucleotides. RefSeq lists its product as uncharacterized. The record is from RefSeq and is a predicted model, not a curated record. NCBI's taxonomy places the organism in Eukaryota, Viridiplantae, Streptophyta, Magnoliopsida, Poales, Poaceae. The coding region runs from base 217 to 606 and encodes 129 amino acids. The transcript is spliced from 2 exons.
UUUCGCCGCCGCCCCGCCCCGCCUCUCCUCUCGCCUUUCACCGGCGCCCCGCCCCGCCUCGUCUCUAGCCCCGCCUCGCCAGUCGCUGGCGCUCCGCCCCGCCUCGCCUCUCGCCUUUCGCCGUCAACCAAGCAAUGGCGUCUUCAUGGAUCUCCUCCACGAGUCGGGUGUCGACCAGCGGAAGCAAGGGCACGCAGGCGCCGUCGCAGUCGCCCAAUGGAGUACAAGCCGCCGCAGUAUUGCCGCUGUGACAUGAAAGCCCCGAGAUGGAUCUCAUGGAGCCCGAAGAACCCAGGGAGGAGGUACUACAACUGCGGCAAAGCACUGGGAGUCGACUGCAGAUAUUUUAUGAGCAUGUUGCUUGGUGAUUUGCGCGAUGUUGUGUAUCGACUGAAGGAUCAAUUGAGGAAUGAAAAUGACUUGCUCAACGCCAGCUUGUCGAAGAACAAGAUGUUGGAUGCGUAUGUGUGUGAUUUGGAAGUCAAGCAUCAUGGAGAAGUUGUUGUCCUGAAGAAGAAGAUUCAGAAACUGCGGUUCUGCCUUGUGGUUGCUGUUCUGUUUUGCCAUUUCCUUCUUUUGGAAAUGAUUUACAUCAUAAAAAAAUAGUUUGUGAAUGACUCAAUUAUGUAUGCUGUUAAGCAAGAUUCAGAAUGUAUGCUGGAGAAAUUGAGGUCCUGAAUGUAUGUUGUACUAUGAAAACAUGCAGAAUUUGUACAGUGUAAUGUUAUGAAAAAUUAAGAAUUUGACCUGAAUGUAUGUUGUG